AUGAAACGCAGUAUCCAGACUAUUGGUUUACAGUUGGGUCUAGUUGGAGUCAUAAUAAUAAUGGUAAACUAUCAAAUCUUCUACCACAAUCAAGCAGGAAAUAAAAAAUGUAAUUGUGACGAGAAAGAAACUUGGAAGACGAAAAAGAAAUCUAUGACGAAUUCUUCUCCGAUUUCUUUCCCUGGAUUCAAUUCCGUAUCGGACCUGGCUAUCCGACUAGGACUCCAUGCUAAUUUGACGCAAUGGAGCUCCUCGUCUGCAUCUCUGUUGUAUGGACAUCACCGAUCCAAGAAAAGUUUACUGACAUUGGGGAUACCUUCAGUGAGACGUCCGAACGGAAGAAAUUAUAUUCUGGGGACCAUUAAAUCUAUAAUAGAUAACACAGACGACGAUGAAAAGUCACACAUAACCGUUGUCAUUUUUGUUGCUGAUUUCAAUGAAACUUGGAACCUUGAAAUGGCUAGCAAGCUGUACACGACCUUCCGAGAAUAUUUUGAUACCGGAAUGUUACAAGUUGUUAAUGCUCCGUUGAAUAUAUAUCCAGAUUUCAAAUCGAGUAUUGUUAAAGGCCCCCAACGCGACAAUGCUCAAAGAACACUAUGGAGGUCAAAACAGAACUUGGAUUUUGCUUUUGUGAUGCUGUAUUCUAGAAAUAUAUCUGAAUAUUACAUCCAGUUGGAAGACGAUGUCGUUUGUGCGCAGCAUUUUGUGAAUGAUAUAGAAAUUUUUGUCAAUAAGACAAAACGUUUUUGGAUUUGUUUAGAGUUCACCGAGUUAGGAUUUAUUGGAAAACUGUUUCGCUCAGUACACAUUGAAAGAUUAGCUCACACGUUACUAGCAUAUUAUGAUUCGAAACCUUGUGAUCUCCUAUUAGGUCAUGUGUUUCGGAUCUUAGGACAGAGUGCACCGAUUCAUUCAUCGCCAUCUCUGUUUCAACACAUGGGAAAAUGGUCAUCGUUAGAACACAAAAUGAUGCCAUCGAUUGAUAAAAACUUCAAAGGAUUCGGUGAAAAGGACUUGCCUAUUAUUGAGGUACCCAAGGGAGAUAAUCCUAAAGCGUCCUUAUUAACAAAUAUGAAUUGGGCAGACGGAUAUGGUCCGGGACAUGCAUAUAAUCAUUCUUCGUCAUAUUUUUGGGCCACAGACCCUCGAAGGCGGAGCUUUUUUGAAAUUGUAUAUAGAUGGCCAAUGACUAUCAAGAAAAUAAUUAUUUCAACAGGAGAUGCUAAAAAUAGAAAAGACUCCUUGGAUGCAGGAGCUGUCAGAGUAAGCGAUUCUGAACCUUGUCAUACGAAAGGCACACUUCUAGGAAACUUUGUAGCGGGGGAAUUCGACUCUGAAAUUUUAGGAAGUAAAAUCCCCCAAGGUAUAAAAUGUAUAGCAGUAAUUAUAGUCAGCAGCCAACGGGGUUGGCUGAUAAUUCGUGAUAUAGCUGUUUUUGUUACGUGA
Ylistrum balloti is the source of this 1449-nucleotide messenger RNA. Its product is annotated as alpha-1,3-mannosyl-glycoprotein 4-beta-N-acetylglucosaminyltransferase C-like. The record is from RefSeq and is a predicted model, not a curated record. NCBI's taxonomy places the organism in Eukaryota, Metazoa, Mollusca, Bivalvia, Pectinida, Pectinidae. Gene Ontology annotation, biological process: protein N-linked glycosylation. Gene Ontology annotation, molecular function: acetylglucosaminyltransferase activity. The coding region runs from base 1 to 1449 and encodes 482 amino acids. The transcript has 4 exons.